CACUAACCUGAGAAGAAGAUUUCAUGAUCUUCCCUCUCUUGGGAAAUUCCAAAACAGCUCCAUGAAAUGAGCUCAACCUAGAAGAAGGUACAGAAGCUAUGAGUAUAGGCAGUAUCGCUGCAAUCCAAGCUGUUCUGAGCAACCCAACAAGAACCACCUCCAUUUUAGCAAAAACCCAGAUCAGAACAGAGCUUAAAGAGUUGAAAAAGGCUAGUCUCUCUGCCAAAGGAAAGCACUGGCUCAACUGGGUCUUCAAGAGCAAACAUUCUUAUAUAUAGACCAAGUUUAGAGUACACUAAUAUCAACUAAAAGAAAACUCUAAAGUGCGCAUCUCCUUAGUUGCAGAUGGUUCUGGAGAAGACUAUAAACUGCUACCUAGUGGUCCAGUUUCAUUGCCAGAUGAGCAGGUGCCUAUAUCACACAACGACGACAACGUUUACUGGAAGGAGUUAUUGAUCCUUGUGUAUGUCUGGGUGGCUUUUCUUAUUUUUCAGAUUGUUAAGGUACCAAUUGCAGUCUCCGUUAUGCUCUUUGAAGCCAAAUUCUUAUGCAAAGGCACCUGGGUGACUGCAUUCAAAGGAAAGGAAAUCACAAACUGGAAGUUGCAUCAGAUUUUACCUUACUGCAGCAGUGGGAUUGUAGCUGGUAUGGUGGGUAGCCUACUUGGGCUGGGAGGCGGUUUCAUCUUGGGACCCUUUUUCCUUGAAUUGGGAAUUCCUCCUCAGCCAAUGCUCAUGCUGGGCAUCAGCACAGGAGUUGCCUUCAAAGUCAUGUUCACUGACUGGAUGGUCACCGUUGUACUUAUUAUUCUCUUCUUAGUGUCUACAGAAUAUACACUCCCAAUAAUCUUAUUAGAUAUUCUUCUGAGUUCUGGCUGGUACAACAACAAAAGCUUUAAUGAAACGCAUAUAAACAUGGAAGAAAGAGACAAUGAUGAAGAAGGUAAGAUUUUCACACAACUAUCCGGAUCCCCUGGGUUAUCAAUGAGUAGGGUUGUUACCAAGGUACUUACAAGGAAUCUGAGGUUUCACAUGACUUUUAGGAAGCAGAAAAGCAGUUGGAAUUGGUGUCCAAACGUGGCGAUGGUUUCAUUGCAAGAUGAGCAGGUACCUAUAUCACACAACAUUUACUGGAAGGAGUUAUCGAUGUUUGUGUAUGUCUCGGUGGCUUUUCUUAUUGUUCACAUUGUUAAGGUACCAAUUGCGGUCCCUGAUACGCUCUUUGAAGCUAUAUGCUUAUGCAAAGGCACAAGGGUGAUUGCAUCCAAAGGGAAGGAAAUCACAAACUGGAAGUUGCAUCAGAUUUCUCUUUACUGCAGCUGUGGGAUAGUAGUUGGUACUUGGUAUGGUGGCUGAUAGCCUAUCAUCCAUAACAUACAUUUUCGGGUAUCAUAACCGAAAAUAUCAGGAAGAGAAAAUCACAUCUGCAACCAAAAUAAGCUGGAAGCGAGAUUGAUGAUUUCUUAUCUUUAGCAGGUAGCAAGUGCUACAUCCACCUUUGCAAUGCUAUUCUCAUCCUCCAUGUCAGUUGACCUUCUCAACCGUUUCCCAGUCCCAUAUGAAAGUAGUAGCAACAAUCUAAUUUAAGUUGAGAUGUCAAAAAUUAUUCAACUUUCAUUAAGCUUAUAGCCACUCAUAUAUUCUAUAUAUACCAGAAAAAAGAAGGGAAAAAAAAAAAAACCAUUUGUUCCAAGUUUACUCUAUGCUGCAGCUGCUUAUUUUGUUUUAGUUGCAACAAUUGCUGCAUUUACUGAUCAGCAUGUAGUGAGAAUGAUUUAAAGAAUCGGAUCUUGAUUGAGUACAUAUACAAUCCGUUAUUCCUUCUCUCAUUUGUAUGCAUUAAAUCAUGAAAGUUGUAUAUUGAAGAAGCUAGCCUCCUUGAUUGGUAUAUAUCUAUUGGGAAAGGCAUCAUUUUCUAAGGGACCAUUUCUACCAAGUGAACUGAAAUUUAGGAACUUAAAUUUAGAUGAAUUGAUAAGGUCAAAUUGUUCGUUUAGGCCAUUAAGUUCACACAUGGCAAAAUUUAUAAGGGUAAGAAAAAAGAAAAUUAAUCGAUUUCUCAAUCUCACUUUUAUUCUCACUCAUUUUCCUCUAUACUCUUAAGCACAAAAAAUAAACACUAAAAACUAAAAUUAAAAUGGUGAUCAGUGGGCCCUAAAUUGAAAAAAUCUUGAAACAUUAUAUAUACAAUGUAAAUUUAACAACUAAAUAGAAAAAUCAUGAUCCAAAUCAUAUGCUAUAAACAAAUGAGAAAAAUCUUUGGCAAAAAAAUAAAAUAAAAUAAAAUCCACAAAUCAUGGUAUGAGCCAUAACCCCGUGAUGGAGCCAGUUUUGUAGGCUUUAUGGACAGGGCCUUCGAUUCGAUUAUACCAUGUUGGGGUAUUGGACUCGGGGAAGCCUCCAUCGCUGCUCAUGACUGCAUUUCACUAGGAAGAGUAAACCCUCUUUGGUUAAAAAUUAUGUAGUUUUUGCCGACAACGCCCAUUUGUAUUGGGCUAUUAUUUAGUUCAUUACAUUGACAUGGUACUUCCGCACUUGAAAUUGUCCACUGGUCUGUUUAAAAGGGAAAAUACGAACAAAUUAAGAUAAGGGUGAAGUGCAUACAAGUAAAACACACCAAAUUGAGCUUCACGAAAGCACAUACAAACAGAAAUCAAGGUUGCAUACAUAUUGCUAGUAAAUUUCUUCACUACAAAAAAUAAUAAUAAUAAUAAAUUAUGUACUCUUAAAAUUACCCAUUAAAACCUUU
Molecule: messenger RNA, 2748 nt
Organism: Prunus persica (peach)
Lineage: Eukaryota; Viridiplantae; Streptophyta; Magnoliopsida; Rosales; Rosaceae
Exons: 8
Coding region: 525-1355 (276 amino acids)
Biological process (GO): protein ubiquitination
Cellular component (GO): Cul4A-RING E3 ubiquitin ligase complex
Source: RefSeq, a predicted model, not a curated record